Messenger RNA from Symbiodinium sp. CCMP2592, 4059 nucleotides. Lineage: Eukaryota; Dinophyceae; Suessiales; Symbiodiniaceae. The record is from the annotation of a GenBank genome assembly.
AUGUGUCUGGCGAAAAGCUUUGUGAAAGAACUUGUGAGAAAGGAGACGGUGGAGCGCGUAGCUCCAGCUGAGGAAGAAGUGCCGGAACUCUGGUACUCGCCUUACGGAGAGAAGACCCACACCUCAGGAAGAUGUCAUGGCCUCAGGAACGCAACCAGCGUACACCGAGUACUACCAUGCAAGUACUGCUGUCCCGGCGGACUCCGAUCCCGGGAACAACGCACCUUCGAGUACAAGAGAACCUUUUUGGAAGCAGCAGGAAAGUACCUUUGGCUAAAAGUCUUCAUGGUUGUGGUUCUCAUGGGCAUGUCAUGGUUCAUGGUGUUUGAAGUGAACGAGACCUACGGCUACCCGUUGGCCACGAACCGCAUGCUGAACUACAGGAACAAGGUCCUCAGCCUCGACAACAAGAACCCCAAGAAGAAGCAUGUGAUAAAGGAGAUUACCCCAGCGGAUGUUAUCAACGUCACGAGCUACCUCAAGAAGACGAACGUGUACUCCGAGUUCUACAAGAACAGAAGUAAAGGAACAAAGUUGAAAGUGAUCUUCACCAAAGAAUCGAAGUUAUCCUGGAUUCUGGACGCACAAGGAAAAGCAAUCAAGACAGAAGGCAGAAGGAUGCUGAACUUAACGUUCUUUGAUGACGACGGAAGCUUUUGUCGCAUCCAGGAAGCCUUCACCGUUGCCUCGGUGAUCAACCCGCUGAUGGCCAUAGGCAAGCUGUUUCGAGAAGGUUGGGAGUUGCGAGUGAACGAAGAAGCAGGUAUGUGUCUUACAGACGGAAGCUCAAGAAUACCAGUGCAUCUCCACAAGAACAGCUUGGCAGCCUACGCCUACGUACAAACUCCUUCAAGAAGCAGAAGUUACAGCAGCACCAACUACAAGAUGGUUCGGACAGUUGUUCAGCUCAACAAGCACGUUCAGGAAGCAGUGAACAAAGAAGAACCUGGUUGGCACAACACAGACAGCAUGGUGAUCGUGAAGUACGCCACUCAAAGCAGCUACGAGAACCCAUCUCUCAUGUAUAGCCCUACGCACUUUCCUUACAGAAGCACUUUAGUGAAAGAAGAGAGAGGAUGGAGAGCAGUUGAAGUUUCAAAGAAGUACUCCGAGAAGGCAGACCCUUUUGAAGAGUUUGCAGAAGGAGAAAAGGAAGUGGUUACAGCCAUUUCAGCAAAGCCAAUUCCACUUUGGAUCCUUGGCACCCCUUAUGCAGCUGGAGACCGAGCAGAGCAAGAAAGUCAUGGUCGUGACUACUGGAAGAUGGACCUCGAGAAGGGAGAAGUUGUUCGUCACCACGUAGUACCGAGAACUGUGCUGUUUGACCCGACAGGAGUUGCCAACUGUCCUGUCCUCCUCGGAGAUCUUGAGAACAGCAGGUAUACCCAAGGAGACUGCAUCUACAGUACGGAGAUCUACGAACACAGCGACGACUGGAGAGCAGACCGUCUACCUCUACGUGAACACUUUCGUUUGCCGUGGUUUGGUCAAACAAGGUUCCGUAUGAAGCCAGAAGUUGUUGAAGACCUAAAAGCAGAAGCUGCAGCAGAGGAGCUCAAGAAGAAGAAGGAAGAACACUACCAAAAGAAGGAAAACUCAGCAGCACCACCAGCAGCAGAAGAGAGCAAAGAUGAAGAAAUGAGAGAAGCACAAGCAGACCAAGAAGCACCACAAGAAGUUGUUGAAGUUUUGGAGGAAAGCUUCUACCACGAAGGCGUCGAGUACACAGCGCAGAAAAGCAGUCUUAAGGAACUACAAGCACUUUGCAGAGAGUACAGAGUGAAGACAACAGGAAGCAAGAAGCAGCUCUUGAAGAGACUCGCCACAGCAGUCAGAGAAGAAAGGCUCAGCACGCAACACAAGGAACAACGGGAACACCACCAAGCAUACCACCUAGCACCACCACAGGAACCAACGGAAGAGGAGAGAGCGUACCACAACUUGACGCACCUUCCGUAUCAGCCUUGGUGUCCCCAUUGCGUUGCUAUGAAAGCACGAGAAGAUAACCACAAGAAAGGAUUGAGCAAGCCAAGCAGCUCUACGGAUUCCGCGAAGCCCGUCAUCAGUUUUGACUUUUGCUAUACAAGCACCACAGGAAGUGAAGAGCCACCAGCAGUGACUCUUGUCGCUGUGGACAGCUGGAGCAAGGCAGUCUUGGCGGAACCAAGCUCACCCAGCAAGCUACGAAAGCAAGUUAACAGAGCAGAGGAAGCAGACGGUUACCUCAACAUGCCUCAUGAUGAUGAAGUCUACGAAGCAGAUGAUGAGUUUGUGUACGAGUCAGAAGAAGAAGAAGAGGAGACAGAGAGUGAACCAACGGAAGUUUUUACCAAGGUCCCUGUCGAGUUCUUCGACGAGGAGAAAGGACCACCGAACGUGGAUCCGGCUUUUCUUCAGAAGUUGGAUGAUGAAGCUACAGUCAAAGAAAUCAAAAGGUUAACAAAGAUGGGAGUUAUUUCGUUGGUUUCUACGGAUCCUCAGGAAGCAACUGAGAACGUACCUCUGGUAGAUUCAGAGCAAGAACUUCACAAGUGGUUGACAACGAAGUUGGUGAAAGAUUGGAGGUUCAGAGAAGCUACAGGUUUUGAAGCUGAAGAAGCCAAAGAAGGAACAACAAAGCCCAAGCAGAUUCAAAGAAUUACAAAACUGGUGCCCAUGUUGGCUCUCGCUAACCAUUGGGCGAUCUGCAGUGUCGACGUGAAGGUCAACGCGACGCAUCCAGUCUUUGGUCAGACUUUUGUGAUGGUCUUUUGGUGGAAGAGAAGUUUGAGCGUUGUACGGCAGUUCCAGCACUUUACCGUCUUCUACGACAAGGUGAACUACGACGUGGACUCCUUCGACGAGGCAAAGAAAGAAGUGACAGAGAGAGCAGAGAAGUUGAAGAAAGAGGAAGAAAGCCUGGAGAAGGAGAAGGAGCAGUUCGGAAACCAGAAGACAGAGUUUGAGGAGACAGUGAAAAGGUUUUUGAAGAAGCAGAAGGAGGUCUUAAGCGAGAAGGAGACAGCCCUCGAAGAAGCUGAGGAGAACGUCAAAGCAAAGGAAGCAGAGGAAAGAACCGCCGGCUACGACCAGGAGAGAGAAGAGUACGCCAAGAAGUACGUUGACGACGCAAAGAAGGACUUGGAGAGAGAGCUUAAAGUGCUAAAGCAAGAAGAGAAAGUAAGGAACCAGAAGCUCGACGACCUCCAGUACGACUACAAGAGCCUCAAGGACGACUACCACUACUUCAAAGGUUACUCACAGGAAGUGGACGCACUUCUACUUGCAGCUAAGGACAAGAUCGUGAAGUACAAGAAGAAGGUCAAAAGCCUCAAGGAAACCUUAGGUGCAACCUUGUCUGGAAGCGAAGGUGAAGAAGAGACAGAAGAAGCGUACAAGAGCAAAGCAGAAGAAGAGAAAGAGAAGAAAGAAGCGCAGGCAAAAGAGGAAGAGAAGAAGAAAGGAAAAAGGCCAAAGCAGGUAGAGACAGAAGACCAAGAAGAGAAGCCGUCAAGCAACCAAGGAGACGAAACCACCGUCGACCCGAACGACAUCGCCGAGUUCACGCAGCUUGGCUACGUGUGGGAGUUCAACAAGAAGACGCAAGAGUACCGCGCGAAGUGCGAGGACAAGAAAGGAGCCCCAAGAAUCAAGAACGCUCCGGUGAAAGGCCGCCUCCUUUGGAACAAGGUGACGGAGUGCUACAGGAAACACAACAUUUGGUUUACAGACGGAAAGGAAUUGGAUAAAUUCCUCGAGACCAAGGAGAACGAGAAGAUCGAAGAAGAGGUGCAGCGACGCAUCCACGCGAAAGGCAAGCACGACAACCAAGGAACGAAGGGAAAAGGCCCUUCCUGGGACGACGGACAGAACGACGGUUGGUGGUACAACGAGCAGUGGAACAACGAGAACUGGAGCACCACCGACGACGGCAGCAACUGGUACGAGAACGCGAACCCGCACAACAAAGGCUACUGGCAGACGCCAGAAGAGUGGGCGCAGCAGAACCAGUGGGACCAGUGGACACCCAAAGGAAAGGGUAAAGGCAAGAAGUCCAAGAACUGGGUGCAGACCCAGUGA